CAACCAAACACACAAACUGUGAGUCCCUAUAUAAGAAAACUGCAUUUCUCAAAGUAUGUCAUCCCAAACAAAUUUAUAUUUCUCACUUUAGUUCGGACAGCCAUGGCUUCGUCGGCCGUAUUUCUGAUUUCUUUUCUUUGCGUUCUUUCGGUUCAUGAAUUUCCAGUUACGGCCCAGCAAACGAGGCAUUACCAGUUCAAUGUAAAAUUGCAAAACAUGACUAGAUUAUGCAAGACGAAAAGCAUUAUUACCGUUAACGGAAAGUUCCCGGGACCUCCCAUCGUGGCUAGGGAGGGCGACCGUGUCGUGGUCGAAGUGGUCAACCACGUGCCCAACAAUGUCACCAUCCAUUGGCACGGCGUUAGGCAGCUGCUGAGCGGUUGGGCAGACGGGCCCGCAUACAUAACCCAGUGCCCGAUCCAGACCGGACAGACAUGGCAGAGAGGAACUCUGUUCUGGCACGCCCACGCCUCGUGGUUGAGAGCCACACUUUAUGGACCCAUCAUCAUCCUUCCCGCCAAAAACGCGCCUUACCCGUUCCCAAAACCCCACAAGGAGGUCCCCAUCAUCUUCGGAGAGUGGUGGAACGCUGACACGGAGGCCGUCAUCAACCAAGCUCUCCAGACGGGAGGGGGACCCAACGUCUCGGAUGCAUACACCAUCAACGGGCUCCCUGGUCCGACCUACAACAUUUGUUCUCCCAACGAGACAUUCAAGUUGAAGGUCAAACCUGGGAAAACGUACCUCCUCCGUCUGAUCAACGCUGCCCUGAACGACGAGCUCUUCUUCUGCAUUGCCGGCCACACCGUCACUGUCGUGGAGGCCGACGCCGUCUACGUGAAGCCCUUCGACACGGACAUCCUCUUCAUCGCGCCAGGUCAGACCACCAACGUCCUCCUCCGCACCAAACCCCACCCCACAAACGCCACCUACCCAAUGGCAGCGCGACCCUACUUCACCGGGCAGGGUACGUUCGACAACUCCACCGUCCUCGGCAUCCUUGAAUACAAUUACAAACUCUCGAAACCCCCCACCGCAGCCAAUAUUUUAUCGAAAAUCCCGAUUCUACCGCCGAUCAACGGCACCUCCUUCGUCUCAAACUUCACAAGCCGGCUCCGAAGCCUCGCCAACGCCCGUUUCCCGGCGAACGUCCCCAAGACUGUCGAUCGAAAGUUUUUCUUCACGGUGGGGCUCGGGAGCACCCCUUGCCCGGCGAACGCCACAUGUCAGGGGCCAAACGGGACGAAAUUCGCGGCCUCGGUCAACAACGUCUCGUUCGCGAACCCCACACGGUCGAUUCUCGAGUCCUACUACACAGGACGGUCCGCGAGUGUGUACACUACGGAUUUCCCGAGCAAGCCCGAGAGGCCGUUUGACUACACGGGAAAACCGCCGAACAACACGAUGGUCUCGAACGGGACGAAGGUCGUGGUGGUGCCGUUUAACGCGACCGUGGAGGUGGUUUUGCAAGGGACGAGCAUUCUCGGGGCCGAGAGCCACCCGUUGCACCUCCACGGCUACAACUUCUUUGUCGUGGGGGAAGGGUUCGGGAACUUCGACUCGAGUAAGGACCCGGCCCGGUUCAAUUUGGUUGACCCGGUUGAGAGGAACACGGUCGGGGUGCCGUCGGGCGGGUGGGUCGCGAUCCGGUUCAGGGCGGAUAAUCCAGGGGUUUGGUUCAUGCACUGUCAUUUUGAGGUGCACCUGAGCUGGGGUUUGAAGAUGGCGUGGAUAGUUUUGAACGGUGAGAUGCCCAAUCAGAAGCUGCCCCCUCCGCCGUCGGAUCUGCCAAAGUGUUGA
Striga asiatica is the source of this 1800-nucleotide messenger RNA. The record is from the annotation of a GenBank genome assembly. NCBI's taxonomy places the organism in Eukaryota, Viridiplantae, Streptophyta, Magnoliopsida, Lamiales, Orobanchaceae.